AGCUCCUUUAAAGAAAAGAAUUUCUCCUCCUUCCUCUCCUUUCCUUUUACACGUGUGCUUUACUGUGCCUUCACUUGUAUGUAAUCCACGGCUAUGUGCGCUCCAUCAAGAGAAUAGACACCCCCCACACCCAUAGACUUUCCCAAACAUGAACGUACGCCAGAAGCGUGAGGGCGUGGAGCAGGUAUUUGCCGACGAUCGCGUCGUACUGAUUAUGCAAGAGGCUCUCCAGCAGCGCUAUUCUUCUCCACCUGGUGCCAAUGAUAAAGACGCAAGCUCUUCUACGACCGGUCGGUUCGAUCAAAACCAGAGCUCUACACCUUCGUCGUCCCCCACAACCACUAACGAAGUCACAGACUCUUUAAAACAGCGACUCCGCAUCCCAUUCCACUACACGCUGCGCCGUCACUCCCGCACUGCGCACUUUCUGUUCGAUUCGCCGGCAUUCCGUUCGUGCUUGCACCACGACGAGGCGGCAUCUGCCACUGCUCCGAGAAGCUUCCGUUCACGGUGGUGGUGCGAGGCGGAGGCGUACGUCGCACAGGCCGUCGUUGCGGAGUGCCUGCGCCACCUUAGCUUUCUCUCCUUAAUGCAGGUAGACCUGCGGAACGCGUGUGGCUUGCCGGACGCGACAUUCAGUGUUCGCGGGGACGCAGAUCACACCCCUACCGCCGUAACUUCACCGCUGGCCACCUGGCAGGAGUACUUUGAGCUGCCCCCACGCUGGGUGAUGCAGGGCCUCGGCGCGGUGGAUCAACACGUCCUGUCGAGCGCGGCUGCGUGGCGGGUGCGUCGCGGUGUCACUCCACUAGACGUCGGCGCCACAGUCGUGAAGCGCGACCACUCCGCAUCGACGACGACCCCCGCAACGGCAGCGUUGACUGCAGAAGCAACGGAGCAGCUUUCCGUGGCCGCGGCUCGUCACCACUACCGCGUCGUUGCCACGGCCUCCAUGGCACGAGGGGCGUACUGGGUCGAUGUCGCACCUGUGGAUCCCUCGGCGACCGCAGCGGUGUGUGUGGAGCGGGUAGAUCGCGAGACGUUGUGGCUCGACCCGCCGGUGCCCCUGCACGUGGAUCCGCUGCUGCCGUGCGACGAGCUCUACUCCGAUCGCGGCGUGAGUACUGGGAUUUAUGUCUUCUUCUUGCGUGCGUUGCAGCAGCAGCAACAGCAGAAGAAGCGGCGCACAACGCCGUCAGGAAAGAAAAUCCAUGUCGACUCAAAUCGACAGCAAAGCACCUUUCCCUCCAGCGGCAGCAACGAACCGAAGGACUUGCCUGCCGUGGCGGCUGACGUGUCCCUCCGCCUUGCACGCUGUGCCCGGCAGCGUCGAGCUGAGCUUGCCGACAGUCUUCAACGCCUCUCGUCUGAUGCUAGGAACUCCGCAACACUGAGCAACGGCGGUGCACCGCGUGGGCAACCUUCUAUUACACCGGUGGUGCCCGCACUGCUGCUGCUGCUGCAGGUACGCGUGGAUGUUGCGCGUGGGUGUUUGCAGCUGCGUGUGCGGGAAAUGGAGAGCGCUUCGCCAGACCUUUCCGUGCACCCUGCCCGGGAAGGCGCUGCAACCGCCUCCGCAGAUCGCAAACGACCGCGUGGCGACGCGGACACCAACAUGGACGCACAAGUGGACAGAGAGGUGAAGCUGCCGGCGCGGGUCUCGUCACCGACGGUGGCGGUUCUGCUGCGCUCUGCACGCAAGCUGGCGGCGUUGUACGACACGACGCGUGCCGCAUCGCUGGCACCGCCGCCGCAGGAUGAAGAAAAGAAGAUCGAUACACCGUGCAGCCACGAGCACCAAGAUACGCACGACUGGGAGGUGGAUUCUCCUCCUCCCCAUCUCUGCGAGGGUGCAUCCGUUCCUUCCUCGGUAGCUAGUAGUGUGCUGGAGGACUUGAUAAAGCGAGCAGAAGUGGAGGCUGCUGCUUCUGCUCCCCCUGGCACGUGGCACAACUUGGUGCUGGGGAGGGCCGACGCGUCUCUUUCCUUCGCGGAAAGACCGAGCUCCAUCGUCACCACCUUCGGCUCGGCAGAGAAGGCGUUUCUGGCCCGGCUCUUCACACUGCUCCUGCGCUACCGCAGCCUUUUCGGUGAGCAAGGCUACAAUCAAGGCCCUCAAGCUGCCGUCCCGCCGCCCAUCAUGGACAAACUAGCCCGCACCUUUCACAUCCGCGCCGAGGCCUUUGCAUCGCCGUUAAACGCGCAGCUGCCGCAGUUCGGCUCCUUGUUCCCCGACACGGACGCGUUCUUUGGCAGCAUGGGCUCCUUCUUCGAUUUGAUGCUGGGCAGAGGCGCCGCCUCUUCCGAAGGUGAUGCACACGGCAGCACCACAGCAGCACCGGUCAUAGAUGAUCCUUCUUGUGACGAGUGCCAUGUGGAGGUGAAUCCACCCUUCGACACAACGCUGCUGCGACGCAUGGAGGAGCACCUUCUCACCUGCCUGAAAAAAGCAGCGUCGUCGACACAAAGUCUCCUCUUUUUAAUUGUGUUGCCGAGCCACGACCUCGAUGACCGCGAGGCGAAGACGAGACAAGCGAGUGGGGCAGGGAGCCCUGCGCUUUCCUACGCAGCGGGGCACCGCAUUGCGGCUUCCGCGGUCGAUGCACCCAACUCGAAAGCCAGCGCGUCUUCUCCGCUUUCUAGUGCGGCUGCCCCUCUGAGCACCGAUCGGUCGCUGCGCGAGAGUCCGUACUGCUUAGCGCACGUGUUGUGUGAUGCGGCGGACUCCGUCUACGUGGACGGACACCAGCACCUGCUGGUGAGUCCCUUCUUUUGUAUUGGGACGCCGACACGGCUGAUUCUACUGGGGAAUCGUGCGGCGCGGGUGCGAUUUCCGUCUGCGGCGGCGCAGCUGGACGAGGUGCGACUGUCGUGGAAGAGGUUAACCGAGGGCGCCAUGAAGCGGUGA
Leptomonas pyrrhocoris is the source of this 2908-nucleotide messenger RNA. RefSeq lists its product as hypothetical. The coding region runs from base 149 to 2908 and encodes 919 amino acids. Gene Ontology annotation, molecular function: mRNA (2'-O-methyladenosine-N6-)-methyltransferase activity; RNA polymerase II C-terminal domain binding. NCBI's taxonomy places the organism in Eukaryota, Euglenozoa, Kinetoplastea, Trypanosomatida, Trypanosomatidae. The transcript has a single exon. The record is from RefSeq and is a predicted model, not a curated record.